This is a messenger RNA of Pygocentrus nattereri (red-bellied piranha), 1603 nucleotides long. Its product is annotated as gastrula zinc finger protein XlCGF7.1. The transcript has 3 exons. NCBI's taxonomy places the organism in Eukaryota, Metazoa, Chordata, Actinopteri, Characiformes, Serrasalmidae. The record is from RefSeq and is a predicted model, not a curated record. Bases 301 to 1236 code for a protein of 311 amino acids.
GAGAAGCAGAAGGUUGUGUUGUGGUCAGCUGUCCACGCCUCCGCGUUUGCAUGGUGUUGUUGGAGGAACAGAAACAAGAGGUGAACAAUCGACGACACUUUCUGAUUCUGAGAUUUUCAGAUUCAGGAACUGAUUUUCAGCAGAGGACUGGACAAUGCUUUGCUAAUGGAAAUAAAUGACAUCCUGGUUCAAGACCUCUCCUGUUCUUAGUGUCCACAGCUCAAAUUUUCAUCCUUGAACACAUCAGGACAUCGCAGCAAGCAUAAUGUUAAGCUGUUGAAACAGGUAAAAUACAAGAAUAUGGCAUCCAGAAGCUCCAGUACCCAGCCAACAUCAUCUGGUACCCUACACAUAAACACAUCUCACAGACAAACACAGAAAGGAAGUGAGAAGAGAAAUCACUACUGCUUAGAAUGUGGAAAGAGUUUUAUUAGUCAUAGUCAUCUCCAACGACACCAGCGCAUUCACACUGGAGAGAAACCAUAUCACUGCUCAGAGUGUGGGAAGAGUUUUAAGCAUCAUAGUCAUCUCCAACGACACCAACGCAUUCACACAGGAGAGAAGCCGUAUCACUGCUCACAGUGUGGGAAGAGUUUUACUGUGCAGAGUACUCUCAAAACACAUAUGCGCAUUCACACAGGAGAGAAGCCGUAUUACUGCUCAGAAUGUGGAAGGAGUUUUAAUCAACAGAGUUCUCUACAUCAGCACCUGCGUAUUCACACAGGAGUUAGACCGCAUUACUGCUCAGAGUGUGGGAAGAGCUUUACUCUAAGGAGUAGUCUUCAGCAACACCAGCGUAUUCACACUGGAGAGAAGCCGUAUCAGUGCUCAGAGUGUGGGAAGAGUUUUACUCUUCAGAGUAAUCUCAACACACACCAGCGCAUUCACACUGGAGAGAAGCCCUAUCACUGCUCAGAGUGUGGGAAGAGUUUUUCUCUGCAAAGUAAUCUCACAACACACCAGCGCAUUCAUACAGGAGAGAAGCCGUAUUACUGCUCAGAGUGUGGGAAGAGCUUUACUCUGCAGAGUACUUUCCAAAAGCAUCAGCGCAUUCACACAGGAGAGAAGCCGUAUCACUGCUCAGUGUGUGGGAAGAGUUUUAAUCAACAGAUUCAUCUCCAAAAACACCUGCGCAUUCACACAGGAGAGAAGCCGUAUUACUGCUCGGCGUGUGGGAAGAGUUUCAGUCAAUCAAAUCCCAUGAAGAUGCACAAGUGCACUAAAAGCAGUGAUUGAAACAGACAGUAAUGAGUGUAACCAUAACACUGUUCUGGGAAUCCAAAAGGGAUGGUGUUUCCAGCCUAGAUUAUUGUUUUUUUUUUAGAGAGGAAAUCCACCUUUUAUUGUUUUAUGCUGGGAUGCACAAUUCCGGUCCUGGAGGGCUGGUGUUCAGCACAGUCUUGCACUUAAACCCACCUCAUUAAACCUGCCAGGUAACAGAUGAGUGUAAUCAGGUGUGGUUAAGCAAGUAAAUCACUGACAAACUGUUUUGGUCAACAGUUGAUACAAUUUCUGAAGUACAACCUGAAUUCCAAUGAAGUUGGGACGUUGUGUCAAACAUAAAUAAAAUCAGAAUACAAUGAUUUGCAAAUCCUUUUCAAAC